AUGAAUAGCACUCUUAAUUAUUAAUUGGAUUUUACUUAUGAUGAUCUUCUUCCUCUAUUAACAUUAUUAGAAACAUUGUAACCAUUCAAUUUAGAACUUCAACUCAAACAAGGUUAAUUUCAAUCAACUAUCUUUAGCUUAAUAUUUAUACAAUAUCUAAAAGUAUGAUCAAGCAUUGAUUCAUUAUGAUAAAGCUAUUAAAAUAGAUCCAAAUCAUAUUCAAGUCUAUCUCGACAAAAGUUUGCCAUUUAUUUAUUUUAGCAAAAACUUUAUUAUCAUUAAAGCUAUUAUAAGAAGCUAUUGAGUGCAUAGAAUUAGCAGAUAAAAGAAGUCCAAAUAAUCCUUUAGUUUAUCUUGAAAGAGGUUUACAGAAUUCUUAUUUAAAUAGCAAGGAUUUUAGAAUUAAUGCAAAAGUCGGAAGAUGCUCUCAGAAUUUAUAAUCAAGCAAUUAAUAAAGCUAGAUAUAACUAAAAUAUUUCAAUUUCCAAAGGUUUAUUAUAUUACUUAUUCUUAGCAAAACUUCUAUUUAAAAUGAAUAGAUUUGAUGAAGCUAUUAAUACUAUUGAUGAAGCUAUAGCUCAAGAUCCAUUCAAUUUUAAUUUUUAAUUAUUCAAAGUUAAUUUGCUAAUUUCAUUGAAUAAAUAUGAUGAAGCUUUAAUUUAUAGUUAAGAAGUAAAUAAAUUAUAUGAAAAAUAUUAGACAACAAAUUUUAGGGAUUUGUUAUUAUAAAAUAUAGAAAAUAAAAGGAUUUAAAAAGAACCUUUUUCUAUAGUUGAAGAAGAUACUCAAAAAAAGGUUUAUGGCUAUGAAAUCUAUUUUCUUAAGUGUUUUAAUUAAAUAUAAUUUUAUAGCUUUUGCUCUAAAUGGUUUAUAAAAAUUUGAUGAAGCUAUAGAAUGUUACAAUUAAGCAAUCAUACGAUUCCCAAACUAUUAAGAUGUUUAUCUUUAAAAAGGUAGUGAUCCAUAAUUUAAUUAGCAAUUUAUUUAAAUAAUUUGUACAAAUAUGAAUAGGAAAUUUUAUGUUAUGAUCACAUAAUUCUAAAUUUUCCUGUUGAUUGCAAUAUAUUUUUAAGAAAAGGUAUUAAUUAUUUAAAUUUUAAAUCAAAUAGGAUUAAGUUUAAUAUCUUAGCAUAAAUCUUAGUAAGCAUUGAAACUCUAUGAUGAAGCCAUUUAAAAAGUAGAAAAGAACUUAGAUUUAUUGAUAGCUAAAGGUACUUAUAUAAUUGAUAUUUAUUUAGCAUAGCUUUUAUAAAAUUUACAUUAAUAUGAUUUAGCUAUGAUAUGUUAUGAAUUAGCAAUUAAGUAAUUUCCAUAUUAAUUUGAAUCAUAUUAUUUUUAAGGUAAUAAUGAAAAAUUAUUUAGGUGAUUUUUUAAUUAAAUGGAAUAAGUAUGCUCAGGCGAUAUAGUCAUAUUAAUAUGCUCUCAAAUUUUAACCUAAUAAUCACCAAAUUUAUAUUAAAAUAAGUAAAAGAUAAUAUUUAUUUUAUUUUAGUUACUUCUCUAAUUUAAUUAAAAAGAAAUAUAGAAGCUUUUUCAGUAUUUAAGGAAGCAACUCUCAAAUUUCCUUACGAAUUUGAUCUAUAAAUUAAUUUAAGUACAUUUUACUAUCAUUUAGUAAAACAAUUACUUAAUUCUAUUGAUUUAUUUGAAGCAAUAGAACAUGAAAAUCUAAUUUUAAGACAUGAUUUAGAUAAUUAUUUACCAUAUUUAGCUAAAGGUAAAUUCUAAAUUAUUCUGUUUAAGGUAUGAUAUUAGGUUUUUGGUCUCAUAAGUUAUAAGCACUUGAAUUAAUCGAUAAAGCUAUCAACAUAAAUCCAUAUUUUACAUAUUCAUAUAUUGAAAAGAGUAAAAAAGCUAAUUAUUAGGCAAUUUAUUAAAUUCCCAAAAUGAUAUAAAUGAAAUUAUAGAAUUUUUAGAUUAAGCCAUUUAAAUAGAUCCUUAUAAUUCUUAAAUUUAUAUUAAAAAAAGUAAAAUUAAGUUAAAUUCUAUUAGCUGAUUUUUUAAUAGGCACAUUUAGAAUUGUUGAUGCACUAAAUUGUAUAAAAAUAGCUUUAGAGAGAGCCCAAUAUGAUGAUUAAACUGUUAAAAGGAUGGGUAAAGAUAAAAAAUAAAUAUCAGCGUAAACAAUAGAAUAUAGUGGUACGAAUAAGAACUUGAUUGAUUGUUAUGAUUAAGCUUUAAGAAUAAAUCCAUUUUAAAUAGAAUUUUAUUGUAGCAAAGGUGAUAUAUAAAACUUUAAAUUUAGGGAAAGCUUUAUUAUUACAAAUGAACUAUGAAUAAGCUUUAAAAUGUUAUGAUUAAGCUAUAUCAAUAAACCCUUACUAUAUAAAAACUUAUUUAGAGAAAGGUGGUAUUUUUAUAUAUAAAUGAAAAGCAAAUCUAUUAAAUUAUUUGAAGUAAUUUAAAGAAGAAAUUUCUUAAUUUGAUNCGAUAUAGUCAUAUUAAUAUGCUCUCAAAUUUUAACCUAAUAAUCACCAAAUUUAUAUUAAAAUAAGUAAAAGAUAAUAUUUAUUUUAUUUUAGUUACUUCUCUAAUUUAAUUAAAAAGAAAUAUAGAAGCUUUUUCAGUAUUUAAGGAAGCAACUCUCAAAUUUCCUUACGAAUUUGAUCUAUAAAUUAAUUUAAGUACAUUUUACUAUCAUUUAGUAAAACAAUUACUUAAUUCUAUUGAUUUAUUUGAAGCAAUAGAACAUGAAAAUCUAAUUUUAAGACAUGAUUUAGAUAAUUAUUUACCAUAUUUAGCUAAAGGUAAAUUCUAAAUUAUUCUGUUUAAGGUAUGAUAUUAGGUUUUUGGUCUCAUAAGUUAUAAGCACUUGAAUUAAUCGAUAAAGCUAUCAACAUAAAUCCAUAUUUUACAUAUUCAUAUAUUGAAAAGAGUAAAAAAGCUAAUUAUUAGGCAAUUUAUUAAAUUCCCAAAAUGAUAUAAAUGAAAUUAUAGAAUUUUUAGAUUAAGCCAUUUAAAUAGAUCCUUAUAAUUCUUAAAUUUAUAUUAAAAAAAGUAAAAUUAAGUUAAAUUCUAUUAGCUGAUUUUUUAAUAGGCACAUUUAGAAUUGUUGAUGCACUAAAUUGUAUAAAAAUAGCUUUAGAGAGAGCCCAAUAUGAUGAUUAAACUGUUAAAAGGAUGGGUAAAGAUAAAAAAUAAAUAUCAGCGUAAACAAUAGAAUAUAGUGGUACGAAUAAGAACUUGAUUGAUUGUUAUGAUUAAGCUUUAAGAAUAAAUCCAUUUUAAAUAGAAUUUUAUUGUAGCAAAGGUGAUAUAUAAAACUUUAAAUUUAGGGAAAGCUUUAUUAUUACAAAUGAACUAUGAAUAAGCUUUAAAAUGUUAUGAUUAAGCUAUAUCAAUAAACCCUUACUAUAUAAAAACUUAUUUAGAGAAAGGUGGUAUUUUUAUAUAUAAAUGAAAAGCAAAUCUAUUAAAUUAUUUGAAGUAAUUUAAAGAAGAAAUUUCUUAAUUUGAUUAGGCUAUUUAAAUUGAUCCCUAAAAUUGUUAAAUAUAUUUUAAAAAAGGUGAGUUAGAAAUUUUAUUAUAGCAUUGUCUUUAGCGAAUUUAAAUAAAUUAGAAGAAGGAAUUUAAUGUUUUGAUGAAGCAAUUUAAUAAAAUUCAAGUAAUAAAGAAAUUUAUUUAAAUAAAGGUAAAAAUACAGAUUAAAUUUGAUAGCUGAAUUUUUAAGUUUGUAUGAAAAAAAAUAAGAAGCAAUUUAAUGUUAUGAUGACGCAAUUGCUGCAUAAAUAAAUGAUCCUUAAAUAUAUCUUAAGAAAGGUAUAGUAUUUAAUUACAUAGUAGGUGCUUUGUUACUAAAAGAAGAAAGAGCAUAUGAAGCAAUGUUAUGCUUCAAUAUAAUAAUAUAAAAAUUUCCAGAGAUAACCAAAAGUUUGAGAUUCAAAGGUAAAACAAAUAAAUAGAAUUAUUUAGGAAUAUGUUUAUUAUUAUAGCAAGAUUUAAGAAAAGUAAUUUAGUAUAUAAGAUUGUUUUCUACUUUUGACAAUUAAUCAAUUUAUUCAGUGGAAGAAAUAAAAGAAAAUUUAUGA
Messenger RNA from Paramecium sonneborni, 4028 nucleotides. The record is from the annotation of a GenBank genome assembly. Lineage: Eukaryota; Ciliophora; Oligohymenophorea; Peniculida; Parameciidae.